AUGGAGCAGUCUAACAAACAGCACCGUAAGGCGAAGGAGAAGAACACAGCAAAAAAGAAGCUGCAUACGCAGGGCCAUAACGCAAAGGCCUUUGCUGUCGCAGCUCCUGGUAAAAUGGCGAGAACUAUGCAGAGGUCAAGUGAUGUAAAUGAAAGAAAACUGCAUGUACCUAUGGUUGAUCGUACUCCAGACGAUGAUCCGCCUCCAUUUAUCGUCGCUGUCGUUGGUCCACCUGGAACAGGUAAGACCACUUUAAUCAGGUCGCUAGUAAGGAGAAUGACCAAAAGCACUUUGAAUGAUAUUCAAGGACCUAUUACUGUCGUUUCUGGUAAACAUAGAAGAUUGACUUUUUUAGAAUGUCCUGCAGAUGAUUUAAACGGGAUGAUUGAUAUUGCUAAGAUUGCUGACUUAGUCCUUUUGCUAAUCGAUGGUAAUUUCGGCUUUGAAAUGGAAACAAUGGAAUUUUUGAAUAUUGCUCAACACCAUGGUAUGCCAAGAGUUCUUGGUGUAGCUACGCAUCUUGAUCUAUUUAAAUCACAGUCUACUUUGAGGGCCUCAAAGAAAAGAUUAAAGCAUAGAUUUUGGACAGAAGUUUACCAAGGUGCAAAGUUAUUUUAUUUAUCUGGUGUUAUUAAUGGAAGAUAUCCCGAUAGAGAAAUUUUGAAUCUUUCUCGAUUUAUAUCUGUUAUGAAAUUUAGACCAUUAAAAUGGAGAAACGAGCAUCCUUAUAUGUUAGCUGAUAGGUUCACAGAUUUGACUCAUCCCGAAUUAAUAGAGACCCAAGGACAGCAAAUAGAUCGUAGAAUUGCUCUCUAUGGUUAUUUGCACGGUACGCCGUUGCCCUCUGCUCCGGGCACUAGGGUGCAUAUUGCUGGUGUCGGUGAUUUCUCAAUAGCGCAGAUUGAGAAGUUACCUGAUCCAUGUCCAACACCUUUUUAUCAACAAAAAUUGGAUGAUUCUGAGCGUGAAAAGAUGAAAGAAGAGGCAAAGGCUAGCGGAGACAAUGCUACAGGCUCCACAACAAGGAGACGUAAAAGGCUGGAUGAUAAAGACAAGCUGAUUUAUGCACCGAUGUCUGAUGUCGGAGGCGUAUUAAUGGAUAAGGAUGCUGUUUAUAUUGACGUUGGGAAGAAAAAUGAAGAACCAAGUUUUGUCCCCGGUCAAGAAAGAGGUGAAGGUGAAAAGCUUAUGACGGGCCUGCAAAGUGUUGAGCAAAGCAUUGCCGAAAAAUUUGAUGGUGUCGGUUUACAGUUGUUCACUAACGGUACUGAACUUCAUGAAGUUGCCGAAGAUGAAACUAUGAGUGCAGAAGAAGAUGAACAAUUUACUGAGGGUGAUGAGGGUAAAAGCAAGGGAAGAACAAGUCUCAGGAAACCAAGAAUUUAUGGUAAGUCAGUUCAGGACGAAGAUGCAGAUAUUGAUAACUUACCAAGCGAUGAAGAAGUUAACCCAAAUGAUGAUGAUAUGGAGAAUUUCGAACCAAAGAUGAUGGAAAUCGAUUUUAACAAUGUCAAUGAACGAGCUCCUGAGAAAUUAUCUCUGGAAACGGAUUCUGAGUUCGAAGAGAGUGAAGACGAGUUCUCAUGGGAAAGAACUGCAGCAAAUAAACUUAAGAAAACUGAGAAUAAGAAAAGAACUUGGAAUAUUGGCAAGCUGAUAUACAUGGAUAACAUUUCACCUAAAGAGUGUAUAAGAAGAUGGAGGGGUGAGGAUGAUGACAACGAGCGCGAAAGUGACAUUGAAGAAGAUGUAGAUGAUGACUUUUUCAAGAAAAAGGAUGGGACGGUUACAAAAAAGGAUAUUAAAGAAGAUACCAUUGAUUUGGAAAAGUUUGCUCCCUAUUUUGAUACUUUCGAGAAACUGUCUAAAAAAUGGAACAACGUUGAUUCAAUCAAAGACCGAUUCAUUAGUGCGGGGACAUUAGACAGGGAAAAAACAAAGAAAGCCUCUAAUGAAGAUGAGGAAGAAUUAUACGGUGAUUUCGAAGACUUAGAAAAUGAGAAUGAUUCUGAACAUGCCCAAGAUAAUAGUGAUCAAGAAAGCGAAGGCGAGAGUGAAAAUGAAGAAUCAGAUGAAGAUGGAGAUGACAACUCCUUUACUAAUUUUGACGCGGAAGAGAAAAAGGACCUGACUAUGGAACAAGAAAGAGAAUUAAAUGCCACCAAAAAAGAGAAACUACGUGCACAGUUUGAGAUAGAAGAAGGUGAAAACUUCAAGGAAGAUGACGAAAAUAAUGAAUACGAUACAUGGUAUGAACUACAAAAGGCUAAGAUAUCCAAACAGUUAGAAAUCAACAAUAUGGAAUACCAAGAAAUGACUCCAGAACAACGUCAAAGAAUAGAAGGUUUCAAAGCAGGCUCUUAUGUACGCAUUGUUUUCGAGAAAGUUCCAAUGGAAUUUAUUAAAAAUUUCAACCCGAAAUUCCCCAUCGUUAUGGGCGGUUUAUUGCCAACUGAGCUAAAAUUUGGUAUUGUCAAAGCUAGGUUGAGAAGGCAUCGUUGGCACAAAAAGAUUUUAAAGACCAACGAUCCAUUGGUGUUGUCCUUAGGUUGGAGAAGGUUCCAAACCUUACCAAUUUACACUACAAGUGACUCCAGAACCAGAACGAGAAUGUUGAAGUAUACACCAGAACAUACUUAUUGUAAUGCAGCCUUCUACGGUCCUUUGUGUUCUCCUAACACACCUUUCUGUGGUGUUCAAAUUGUUGCCAAUAGUGAUACUGGAAACGGUUUCAGAAUUGCAGCAACUGGUAUUGUCGAAGAAAUUGACGUUAAUGUCGAAAUUGUAAAAAAGUUAAAAUUAGUAGGCUUUCCUUAUAAAGUUUUCAAAAACACAGCCUUUAUAAAAGAUAUGUUUUCAAGUGCUAUGGAAGUCGCUAGGUUUGAGGGUGCACAGAUCAAAACCGUUUCAGGUAUUCGUGGUGAAAUUAAAAGAGCUCUUUCAAAACCUGAAGGUCAUUUUAGAGCUGCUUUUGAAGACAAAAUCCUAAUGAGUGAUAUUGUAAUUCUAAGGUCGUGGUAUCCUGUUCAUGUUAAGAAAUUCUAUAACCCUGUUACUUCUUUACUGUUGGAGAAGAAAACUGAAUGGAAAGGUUUAAGAUUAACAGGUCAAAUAAGAGCUGCUAUGAGCUUGGAAACACCAUCAAACCCAGAUAGUGCAUACCAAAAGAUAGAGCGUGUUGAAAGGCACUUUAACGGCUUAAAAGUUCCAAAAGCUGUUCAAAAGGACUUACCAUUUAAAUCUCAAAUCCAUCAAAUGAAACCGCAAAAGAAGAAGACUUACAUGGCUAAGAGAGCUGUGGUGCUAGGUGGUGAUGAAAAAAAGGCAAGGUCAUUUAUGCAAAAAGUGUUGACGAUCUCGAGAGCUAAAGACAGCAAGAGAAAGGAGCAAAAGGCUGUUCAACGUAAGGAAAGAUUAAAAAAAUUGGCCAAGAUGGAGGAAGAAAAGGCACAAAAGGAUAAAGAGAAGAAAAAAGAAUACUUCGCUAAGAAUGGUAAGAGAACAACCAUGGAUGGUGAAAACGAAUCUCGUCCGCGGAAGAUGAGGAGAUAG
Saccharomyces mikatae IFO 1815 is the source of this 3552-nucleotide messenger RNA. It is a transcript of the gene BMS1, whose product is annotated as GTPase BMS1. Gene Ontology annotation, biological process: endonucleolytic cleavage of tricistronic rRNA transcript (SSU-rRNA, 5.8S rRNA, LSU-rRNA); ribosome biogenesis; maturation of SSU-rRNA from tricistronic rRNA transcript (SSU-rRNA, 5.8S rRNA, LSU-rRNA). The record is from RefSeq and is a predicted model, not a curated record. NCBI's taxonomy places the organism in Eukaryota, Fungi, Ascomycota, Saccharomycetes, Saccharomycetales, Saccharomycetaceae. Bases 1 to 3552 code for a protein of 1183 amino acids. The transcript has a single exon. Gene Ontology annotation, cellular component: 90S preribosome; nucleus. Gene Ontology annotation, molecular function: ATP hydrolysis activity; GTP binding; GTPase activity.